Messenger RNA from Conger conger (European conger), 1058 nucleotides. It is a transcript of the gene ppib, whose product is annotated as peptidylprolyl isomerase B (cyclophilin B). Bases 102 to 752 code for a protein of 216 amino acids. The transcript is spliced from 5 exons. Lineage: Eukaryota; Metazoa; Chordata; Actinopteri; Anguilliformes; Congridae. Gene Ontology annotation, cellular component: intracellular membrane-bounded organelle. Gene Ontology annotation, molecular function: peptidyl-prolyl cis-trans isomerase activity. Gene Ontology annotation, biological process: protein peptidyl-prolyl isomerization; protein folding. The record is from RefSeq and is a predicted model, not a curated record.
UGGGACCUUUUUCCCGUCUCCUCCCCGGAUACUCAGUGUUUUUCCGCUAGGCCACAUAGCUAUAGAUUCUUCGCCGCCACGGAUACAUUUCUUUUCAUUUCAUGGUUCGGAUCCUUGACAGAAGGAUGAAGUGUCUUUUCGCUGUAGCGAUCAUCGUGGGUUCGGUGAUAUUUCUUUUAUUUCCCAGCGGAUCUGACGCAGAUGAGAAAAAGAAGGGACCUAAAGUCACAGUCAAGGUUUAUUUUGAUAUGAAAAUCGGAGACGAGGAUGCGGGCCGGGUUGUCAUCGGAUUGUUUGGGAAAACCGUUCCAAAGACUGUCGAAAAUUUCGUCGCGCUGGCAACUGGAGAGAAAGGGUUCGGCUACAAAGGCAGCAAAUUCCAUCGUGUAAUCAAGGAGUUCAUGAUUCAGGGAGGGGAUUUCACCAGAGGAGAUGGCACUGGAGGAAAAAGCAUCUAUGGAGACCGUUUCCCUGAUGAGAACUUUAAGCUGAAGCACUAUGGCCCUGGUUGGUUGAGCAUGGCCAAUGCCGGGAAGGACACCAAUGGCUCUCAGUUCUUCAUAACCACUGUUCAAACACCCUGGUUGGAUGGUAAACAUGUAGUCUUUGGCAAGAUCUUGGAAGGCAUGGAUGUUGUAUCGAAAAUUGAAGCUACCAAGACGGACGGCAGGGAUAAGCCCCUUAAAGACGUCACUAUUCACGACUCUGGUGAAAUCAAAGUGGAGAAACCAUUUGCAAUUCCAAAGGAGUAAAUGACGGGAUAUGCCAUUAGGGGAUAUGCCAUUGGGGGACUUGCCAGUUUGGCAAAUUCCACAUGGGUGUGUCGAGAUGGCUCUCAUCAAGAGCGCCUUGGCUCUGCAGUGGUUCCUCUGCUGGGUAGCCCAGGCUAUUGGCAUCUCUCGCCCUAUGGCUAUGUUUGUGGCUGUGGUGCUGGACCACUGAGCAACACUCCUUUGGUCCAUUUCUUAAAACACAUUACCAAUGGUUGUGCAACAGUCACCAACUUUUUCUUUUUGUAAAGAACAAACAUUAAAUAAAGGGUCCAAAUUUUAUAAAAA